AUGGCACAAUCGACAAACGCAGUUGUGCCAAACUAUGGAAUCCUCGAACCCUCCGGUGAUAAAGUGAUCAUCUCAGUCUCUAUCCGAGGCGUUAAGCCAGCCCAGAAAUGGGCAUUCUUCGCGAAAGACCCAGCCGAAGCGGCCAACGGGGAUGUGCUCGUGGAUUUCAAAGAGCGCGAAUUCUGCUUCGAGUUUAUCGGAAAAAGUGACCUAUCGGGAAAGCGAUAUCGACUGCGAUUGUGUGACUUGCCUGGUGAGUUAAACACCGGACGAUGUCAGUGCAAAGUGCGUAAAGAUGCAGUUUUAAUUGUGUUGCGGAAGAAAGAUUCGAGCCGUUCAUGGCUCUCCGAACUGUCCGAUAUAAACCCGGCUGAUGAUUAG
This is a messenger RNA of Echinostoma caproni, 381 nucleotides long. Lineage: Eukaryota; Metazoa; Platyhelminthes; Trematoda; Plagiorchiida; Echinostomatidae. The record is from the annotation of a GenBank genome assembly.